Molecule: messenger RNA, 6187 nt
Organism: Lineus longissimus
Lineage: Eukaryota; Metazoa; Nemertea; Pilidiophora; Heteronemertea; Lineidae
Product: von Willebrand factor A domain-containing protein 3B-like
Exons: 31
Coding region: 278-5704 (1808 amino acids)
Source: RefSeq, a predicted model, not a curated record
UAUGGCGGUUGUGGAAACUUGAUUUUUGUUUUGGCCGAAGUGUUCUUGAAGUUUCGCAAUGAAUGAAACCCUUGAUUGAACUGACAGUGUUAAUGGCGAACAGCAUAACCACCCUUCUAACUAAUAACUAGGCCUAAAAGUGCAAGAAUAGAUCGCAUUCAUCGGAAACUAUCACGACGGGCACCUGCUAGACGGGACUGGUCACGUGACCCAAUUAGAUUAGCAGUCGGGACCUGUUGAUUGAGUGUGAUAGUGUGAUAACUAAAUAACACGGGACAUGAUGGCGACAGAGGUGCUUUCAGUUGAUACUCUAAAGCUUAAUGCUUACGGAGAUAAUCCACUCAGCUUCGAUGUGAAAGAUAGAGUCCCAGUAACAUCAGAUAUGAUAGUCCAUGACGAAGGCUAUGAUCCUGAUGUCAGUAUGAAGAAGAAACCAUCAAAAGUUUGGGAGCUCGAUGUCCGGCCCUUGAUCUCUACAAGAAAAUGGCUAAUGAAUUACGGCCUCAAGCGAAAUCGAUUAGAUCUCUUCCACAUUUUACCGCAGAUUGGUUUCAAACAUGCCGAAGAUUUCGACCCAUCUCUCAAAAAGCCUGUCAGCUCGCGGUAUGGGGAGGGGAUGUUCAAACGGUACUUCAGACAAGAUGGUAAAGUAUUCAAUAUAUCAUGUAGUAAAGAAAAAGUCAAACAAAUCGAAAAUCGCCUCGUGCAGGCCAUAUUACUUUACAAGAGGCGCUUACAGUGGCUUACCAGCGAAAGCAGACGCCUUUUUGGAGUCAUUCAAGAACAUUGCAUAUCUAUUGUGCUUGAUAUAAAAAAUAUGUCACCACAGCAGUUUGAUCAGUACCGUGCAGCCAUGGAACGUAUUCUGAAGGAACAAGUAUCACAGUGUGGAAAAUUUAACAUAAUCAGAGCUGCAGAAGACAUGGUGAUGUACAGUCCUGAUUGUGUGCCUGUGACAUCGGAGAGUAUAGACAAUGCCAUUGAUUGGUUAUGGGAACUGGAUCGCCUGGCGUCUGUCUCGAGGACAGCAACAACAGAAGCUGUUGUCAAGGCCAUGGAGGACACCAAUAUUGAGUGUGUCUAUCUGUUCAGCGAGGGUUGUGCCGCUGAAGGAACAAGAGAACUGCUCAAAGAGAAACUGGUCGGAGCCAAAUUGCCACUACAUGUCAUCUCCUAUAACUGCUCCAACCCUGAGACGAUGCAGCUGUUGAGAGCCUUGGCAAAGAUCACCGGAGGAAGAUUCCAUGCAUAUGCAGUUGUCAUGGAAAUGGACUCGUACGAGGGUCUACCACCUGAUCCACUCACACACCGGGCUAACAUCGUACUGAAGAAGAAGGCAUAUGGCGGCAUCCCGGCUGGUGCUGGAUGCAGGGAAGAUGUGAUCCUCUUGUUCGAGGAGCUGGAGGAUGCCAGGAACACACUUCAACAGGUUCAGGCCCUGCUGACAGAGAUACCUGACCCAAAACAGAUUUGUGAUAACCCACCAGACCGGUUCAGUUUCGACCAGUCGAGCAGCUCGGGCAGCUCCCGGCCUGAGCAGUACAUGGGAUCCAAGGAAUGGCUUGAUAGGAAUGGCAUGAGCUGCAAACGUCUCGGCUUCUUCGAUAUACUGAGUGGCGUGGCAUUCAAACACUGCGAUGGUGUCAUAGAUCUCAAGGAAGCUCCAACUGAUGAAGAAUUACAAACAGAUGCGGUUUUGAAAUCCAAGCUCGUGAAUGCCAAAUACUGUAAUCGGUUUGCUCAUGUCCGAUGGAAAGACGGCCAGGUGGUCCAUGUCCAAGUCACACCAGAGAUCCACCGACAAUACGAAACGAGAAUGACUGUCUUCUUGAAAAAAAUUAACUCCAGAAUUGACUGGUUACAGCAAGGCAGCCGCGCACUCUUUGGCACCGUCAUUGAAGACGAUAUUGUCUUCUUGAUUGACACCUCUUCCUCGAUGGAGCCGAGUAUACAAUUUGUCAAGGACAAGAUAUACACACUCAUGCAGGAACAACUUCGACACAAGCAGAAGUUCAACAUCGUCAGUUUCAACAGCCGUGUGUGCCCAUGGCGGGACCGCCUUGUCGAAGUGACAGAGGAGAACCUGCAAGCAGCCUGGCAGUGGGUCAAGAACCUCAGCUGCUCUGGGUCCACCAAUACGAUGGGAGCUCUCAGGUUUGCCCUGGCUGACCGUGGCACACAGGCUAUCUACUUGCUGACCGAUGGGCGUCCAGAUCAGCCACCCAAGACCGUACUUGCCCAGGUCAACCUGAAGAACCACAUUCCAAUCCAUGCGAUCUCAUUCAACUGCGCUGACGCAGAGGCGAAUAAAUUUCUAUGCCAACUUGCCAAAGAUACCACAGGGCGGUAUCACUACUUCUCUGAGCAUGGAUGCGAUCCAGAUGGCCCGGACCCAUGGGAGAGUGAAGAUAUCCGCCUAUUGAAGGAAGAAUCACAUCUUGCAGAGUCUAACUUGGAUAAGAUUGCUCAGUUGAGAGAUGAAUGCACAGCUCUUGCCUGGAAGCGGGAGGUCAUCAAGAAGUGCAGCAGGGAUCACAUCCUUUCACAACGAGACAGAAUAUCUGCCGUCCCACCACUGUCAACAACUGAACUAUACCGCGGCGACAAUGAGAGACCUAGAAGUGCGACAGGUAUCCGAAGCCAACCUUCCCCACUCGCGCCUCAGCGGCCCUCGACUGCCAUUGGCUACCAUUCCGCUCCCCAUGCUGGCCACCGACAGAAGCUGGCCCCACAGCGCUCCAUGACGACACCACGGCCAAUAAAUGUCAGACGGAGUCGCAAGAAUCCACUCUCAGCAAGUUUGGAUCUGAAUGCUCUGAGGAAGAAUGUAGCAGGUCAUACACGCACAAGUUUGCUCCGGACCUUGAGCAGUGCUGGCAAGUUUGAAGAUGCAGAGUGGCUCCUGCCAGAAACGAAGGAACUGUUUGAGAGGCAGUGGGAAAGACAGAAGAAACUAAAUGAAGAGAUGGAGAAGAAGGAGAAGCUACAAGUGAAGAAGAAGAAAAAGAUGACUGAUCCCCUUGUUAUGUCAUCCAGACAGUGGUUAAAGAAGUACGGCCUUGGAGCCAAGAAGUUGACGAUUCUGGAUGCCCUCGCUCCAACCAUUAUUCCACACAACCCAAAAUAUGUACCAAUCCUGGAUAAAUAUGUUCUGUCGAAGGUUUUUGAUGAAGUGUUGCCAGUGGCCCACAUGUCUCAAGAUAAAAAAGCUGUCAAACUAGUCAACCCGAAAGCUGUGGAUCUCAAGGGCUAUGAGAAAAGGCUCUCAAGGGCAAUCGCAGCCAUCAGAAAGCACCUCAACGAUGUUGUGUGGAACUGUCUUCCCGAGUCGGAACAAGAGGAAUUUGAUCACAUGCCAGACUUCCAAGAGCACAAACAGCAAAUUUUUGCCGCCCUGGACCGCGCCGGAUGGCCGAUUAAGGAGUCAGACAUCAUGCUCUUGGAAGACGAAAUCAAACAAGGAAUGAAGUAUCUUGAGCAGUCUCGAGCCCUGCGGUCCGCUAAUCCCGACCUCCAAGCCGGAGAUGUCGGUGAGAAUAUCUCGUUGUCCGAUUCUGGCGAUGAACUUGAGAAGGUUGAUGAAGCGAAGGAGGAGGAUGCAGAUGAUGAAAAAGACGUGGAUGAGUCGGAUAAAAAAUCUGUUGGCUCUGCCCACGAGUCUGAGCUAGCCUCUCCAUCUCCUGCCCCGGAGGCAGAGAAAUCUCCCUCCCCUGCCCCGGAGCCGGUGAAGGAGAACUCUUCAAGGUUUGAAUUUGAGGGUCUUGGUGAGGUGAUGGAGAAGAAAACACCUCGGUCGUCGCUGAAGUCGGAGAGUUGUCCUGUGUCACACAGCAAAGUUAGGAAGGUUCUCGACACACUCAAGGGACAGGUGGUUAUUGCGAGGAACACUGAGGAUGGGCUAUAUUAUCCUGGUUCUGUUGUAAAAUGUACCAACUCUCGCCAUGCCUUGGUGAAAUUCACAGAAAUUGGACAGAAGACGGUCCCAACUAGAUUUGUGAUACCAACUGGAGGUGCUGUAGCUAGACCAGUUUUGAGGGUUGGCGACUAUGUACUGUUACGAGUGAUGAACUAUGAAACAAAAUACGACUGUUACGUGCCAGGAAUCAUACGGAAUACGCCCAGCAAGGAGACAGAACAGAUUAAAUUCUACACAGUCAUGAUCUACUCAGGACAAAAGGCAUCUGCACUGCGGAACCACUUGGUGAAGAUCAGCAAGGCUAGGUUCACUUUCGCUGUUCGGUAUCUAAAGGAGACCCAAGAACAAGAAACUCCUAACAUAGAGAUAACACCACGCCAGAGUGACACCGAUGAUGACGACACUGCUUAUAAAGCCAAAAGGAAUGCAGAUAGAGAAGUCGCCAAAAUAACUAAUGGGGACCACAAUGGUGACCUGAAUGGAGACACUAAUGGGGCUUCUGAAACUCCGACUGAUAUCAACAAAGAGGAACUGCUCAAAUCACAGGAGAAGCGGCUUGACGACUUACAGCAUCAGUUAGAGCUGCAGCAGAGGGACCAGGCCAGACAGCAACGGAUUCUCCGAAAAGAAACGAAGCGGAUCGCACGUGCCCAGGAAAAGAUGGCGCGAGAACAAUCAAAACAGCAGAAGCAGACGGAAGAGCGAUUGUUGCUGGAACAGCAGAAGAUGAUGAAGAAACAGGACGAACUCAUUGAUAAAUAUGAACAGACGAAGAGCCUCAUAGAGUCCUCAAAGAGAGGGUCCACUAUGCUAGAUUAUGAUGAGCGAGUACACACUUGGAUCGCAGAUGCACCGGGAGAUGCCACUUUGUCACCAGGGCGGACAGAUAGUGAUUCGACAAGGAGGAAGGACUUAAAUUCUUGGGACCCAAAUAACACCUCAGGCUUCUUGCAAAAGAUUCGUGCAAAAUUACACAAGCUACACGUGGGUGAGGAGGUGCUGGCCCGGUGGUUGGACGAGGGUUGGUACUAUCGAGGUACAGUCCGGCAAGCUGGUGAUGCAGGAGCUUACUUCAUUGAGGACAGCUGCGGGGAUAUUGAGAAGAUUUGGCGAGAAGAUAUCAUCACGGAUGAGGAUGAUGCUGAUAACAUCAUUCAGAUCAAGGAUGCCGUCAUCGCCCUCCAUCCAAGCUUUGCCUACAGUUAUUGCCCGGGUGUCGUCAUGAAAGUCUUCCCCGACCUCUGGCUACUUAUACGAUUCUACGAUGGCCAAGAAGCACGUCUGCCACGAGAAGAGGUCUACAGGAUCACUCCAGACAAGUUUGAAUAUGACGUGGCGUUUAUACUGCAGCGAGAGGACCAAUGGGUUGGCCAGGCUGUGGUCGCUAGAGAUGACACAACAGGAUUGUAUCACUUGGCAAGUGUCACCGAGCGGGUAGGCAAUGGCCGCCAGUAUGUCAUCUCCUGGGCAGACGGUAAUCUAUCUGUGCAGACAUCUGCUGCUAUAUUUGGAGCCUUCACCAAGCGACGCCCCCUGGCAAUCGGUGACCAUGUCCUGGCCAUAGCUGAUCCAGUGCGUUUGGCUUAUCUUCCUGGGACGAUCCGCGAUAUCUCAAAUAAGCAGCUAAUUGUCAAAUUCUGUGAUGGUUCAAAGCGAAAGGACAUAGAUGCGACACAAGUCUUCUGGCUCUCUCAGGAUUAUUACGAGCAUGCAGUGGCGUACUAUUACAGCAAAAAUGCUGAUUCACCUCGACAGAGCAGGAGUACGAUAGUUUCCUCAGCAGAAUGAAAUCUCAUUAACGGAUGGAAAGAUUUCUCAUCAUCUGAUAUUGACCAAGGAACUGUGAUAAUGUUUCCAAGGUCAGAAAGGUCAAACUCUAAAAUUCCACUCAAGUUGAUACGUUUCACUACUGUUUGUGUGAGAUUCUUCAAAUUUUAAAUGGAGACACCUAUUGGGCAUCUUUACAAGUUGACCCAAUUUAGGUCAAUUGUGACCUAGUUUAUCAAGUUCACAGAGGUCAAAGUGUCAUUGACAGUGCCACAUUUUGUCAUAUCUAAAACUCAAUGUAUUUUAGCUGCAUUCCCCACGUGCAAUUGACUUAGGCAUGAUAAAGAUUAUGCGGAGAUGAGCCUUUAGAUGUUAAUUUACAUCAUAGUAUUUGUGCCUGUUGUGAAAGCUACAUGUAGAUCAUGACUUUAUGUGAACAAAUUUAUCUUUCUAGUUGAUAUCAUGUAAAUAGUCCUUCCUGUAGAAGAAAUAUUUUAAUAAAUC